Messenger RNA from Peromyscus californicus insignis, 3980 nucleotides. It is a transcript of the gene Rmdn2, whose product is annotated as regulator of microtubule dynamics 2. NCBI's taxonomy places the organism in Eukaryota, Metazoa, Chordata, Mammalia, Rodentia, Cricetidae. The coding region runs from base 1363 to 2673 and encodes 436 amino acids. Gene Ontology annotation, cellular component: cytoplasm; mitotic spindle pole; spindle microtubule. Gene Ontology annotation, molecular function: microtubule binding. The record is from RefSeq and is a predicted model, not a curated record. The transcript has 12 exons.
GACAGCAGAAGGCGUUUUAUAUUCCCUUAAACUCUUUAUCCUUUCACAAAAGUUUCAAUGCAUGAAUGAAUCCUUAGGGACAAGGAGAAUGUGUUGGAGAGCUUCUCAAGGGAAAGAGAUUACCAUGGAUUUGCUUUACCCAAGUGGCAAGGAACAGGGCCUUCCGGUAUGGAAAAGAACACAGCUUAGGGAGAGAUGAUGGGGUGGUUCGUCUCCAGAGGAUAACUGGGGGAAGCAGUGUGGGAAAACUCGCAGAGUAGGUGGAGGCACAUUAGGAAGAGAAUGUCCCAAAUGAUCGCAAUUGCUGUACUGACUGAAUGGCAGCAACUAUGAGAUUCUGAGUGUUUGCUGGGUUUAUUUUCGUCAGACGCUUUUUUAAAAAAUCGAACGGCCCCAGGAGAUGUGGAGAAAGUUACCUUUUUAAUAUUAUCCCUAACACUGUCUAGCAAACACAUUCUCUCUCAAUUUGAUACUUAAAUUUAACCGUCAGAUUAAUAGCUAUUUCCGAUGAGUUUCUACAUCUUAGAUAACUUUUUAUUGCUUUAAGGAAUAAAUCAAAGGCAUUGCAGGCUAGUGGGAACAGGUGUUAGGAACAUUGAACUAGCUUAGCUGCGUUAUCCCACUUCUGAACGCAAGGAUCAAGUCAGUACCCCACCCCACCCACACCCCUGCCAUCUUCCUCUUCCAGCUGACUUGGUAGGCCCCUCUCAACCACAACCCUCGAUUUUACACAGUCUCUUUUGAGCUGUGUGCCAGGAUGCAGCCAUGAACUAAUGGGCUCCUGGGAAAGAUUUUUUGCAUUAUUGAUAGUAAAGUUUCUCCUGUACCCACAUCUUAAAGAAGAAACAACACCCUGUAAGACAGGUUUACAACAUAUCAUGGUUAAAUAAAGCAAUUGGCAUUAGAUUGUAAUAUAUUUACAAAUCACAAUAGGGUAAAAGUAGUUCUUAACUAUUUUGGAUACGAAGGGUAAAGUAUUAAACUGUCCUCUACUUUUUAAAGUAUGUGUGUGUGUGUAUAUAUACAACAAACCUUAAUUUUUUAUAGCAGGGGUGCAUCUACUUUAAUUCUCUUCAGUACAUGGUAGGGACUUUAGUAAUUAAAACUGUCUUCAACAAGCCAAAGUUUAAGCCAAUCAUGUUCCAAGUGAGAGGGACUUGUGAGCCGUUUUAAAAAACCUGACAGGGUUAUCAUUAUACAAACCGCAGAAUGUGAAAUUGGGCAAAACCUUCAACGCCAGUCAUCUAAGAAGACCGGUUUCCGAACUAAAGGCAACUCAAAACAGUGGCGAUCAUUAAAAGGCCAUGUGAGUUGAAGUAAGGAAAACCUAGGAAUUAGUGCAAGAGAAAUAAAAGCCAAGAAAUGCGUCAUUCUACAAACAAAGAACUGAUCCUUGGCAUCAUGGUGGGAACUGCUGGAAUCAGCUUGCUGGCUUUAUGGUACCACAAGGUCCGUAAGCCAAGGACAACAAUGCACUUGCCUAGAUUUCUUUCUCUGGGUAAGAAAUUCGAUUCACUAACUUGGCAAGAUGAAACGCCCAGUGAACAAGGAGCAUCCGUGGUCUUUCAGAGAAGGCAACUUCAGAUACUGGAAAAGUUAAACGAAUUACUGACCAACAUGGAAGAACUGAAGGAGGAAAUCAGAUUCCUUAAAGAAACGAUUCCAAAGCUGGAGGAAUAUCUACAAGAUGAACUUGGAGGGAAGGUAGCAGGUCACAAGAUCAGUCCUCAGCACAGAGCUAGGAAAAAAAGGCUGACGACGGUUCAACGUGCAGCAACAAGUAAUAGUUCAGAGGAAGCAGAAAGUGAAGGAGGGUAUAUGACAGCUAACACUGACACAGAAGAACAGAGUUUCCCAGGCCCUAAGGCUUUUAACACGCACAUAGAGGAACUGAAGUUGGAUGUCCUCCUUCAGAAGGUAGACCUUUUACGGAUAAAUGAGUCUGACAAAGUGCAGAGUUUUGAGCUGCUUUGUGACCACAAAGAAAAGUUUAGUGAAGAGAUAGAGUUUCUGUGGCGGCUUGCCCGUGCCUAUGGAGACAUGUAUGACCAAUCUACAAAUACACAGGAAAAGAAACAUUAUGCUAAUAUUGGAAAAACGUUAGGAGAGAGAGCUAUCACUCGAGCACCCAUGAAUGGACACUGCCAUCUGUGGUAUGCAGUUUUAUGUGGUUAUGUAUCUGAGUUUGAGGGCUUGCAAAACAAAAUUAACUGUGGACAUCUAUUCAAGGAGCAUCUAGAUAUAGCCAUCCAGCUCUUACCUGAAGAACCCUUUUUGUAUUACCUCAAGGGAAGAUAUUGUUAUACUGUCUCAAAACUCAGCUGGAUUGAGAAAAAAAUGGCUGCCACUCUGUUCGGACAAAUACCAUCAUCAACGGUUCAGGAAGCUUUGCAUAACUUUCUUAAGGCUGAAGAAUUGCAACCUGGUUAUUCCAUGUCCAACUACAUGUUCGUGGCCAAGUGUUACGUUGAUCUUGAGGAAUCUCAGGAUGCCUGGAAAUUCUGCAACUUGGCAUUAUUACUGCCUAUUGUUACCAAAGAGGACAAGGACGCACACAAAGAGGUGAAAAAAAUAAUCUGUUCUUUGAAGAGUUUCAGGCGGAAAACACACAGGAAGAGUCGUGAGCACACCGACAAUGUCAAGUCAAAGAAUGUGGCCACCACGAAAGACUAGAUAGUGAAAAUAAAGCGUGCAAAACUGUAGUCCUCAAAGACACACUGUGGACGGACGGAUGUGUUGAUGAGAUAGGACAGAAAGCCUUUGUUUGUAUGUGUAUGCUCAAAUGCACACGCUAAUUUAGCAUACGGUAAAAGUGGUAUGUGAAAGAACUGUCCAAAGAGUAAGGUCUUGGGGCAUUGGGGCGAGGUGGAAGAGAGAGCUAGAGCAAGCUACAAGAUUGUUAAGCAACUGGUUCAGAUCUUGUUUAUUCAGAAAGAGCCAGGAGUAGCUCACACAUUCCCCUGCCACCAUGAUGUUCACAGGUCCACUGGGGAGCAGUGUCUUAGCUGUGUCUUACUCCUUACGUCUCAAGCAUUCCUAUCUGUAUCACAACACAGCAACAAUAACGUGUUGCAAGCAUAUACAGUACAGUGGCCGAUCAACAGAGGUGAUGGGUACAUGUAAUGGCGCUGAACACAGCAGCAGAAAAAACGCCAACUAGGAAGGAUAUCCAGACUUAAGAGAAACGAGGAUGCGGGGGGUGGGGGGGGAUGAAGAGGAUAGCCUAGCUUGACAUGCUCGCAGGACCCUUCUAGGUAUGGCUCGACUUGAAGAUACAGGAAUGCCUAUGCUAGAGAACGAUGGAGACUCAUCACAGAAAUGCCUGAUUUUCAUCGGAGAGGAGCAGGACAUCCCCACAGUAGCACCACCCAAGGGCACAUAGGCAUGGUUCUGCAUGCUCGCAAGCAAGCCUUGGGCCUCUUGCUGCCAGCUCUCAGGGUGCACAUAACAUUAAGUGACAAACCCCAGUAGGUGCCCAAACAAUAACUGUUCGCUUAGAGUUGAGCUUUGUUUGUGACCAGCGCUCACUUCACUCUCCACACCUUUUCCUUCCAUGGGAGCCCUGAGUGGCAUGGACUAGACAGACCCAGUAUCUGUUCCCAUAUUUUUUUGUCAAAGAAAGUUAAGGCUGAGAGCCGUAGACUGAUUGAUUGGCAUCUUCUUGAUGCCCUGUCCGAGUGCACAAACCUCCUGCUCCAUUUGCAUUCCUAUUGGCAGGCGGUGAUGAUAGGCAUUGAACUAAGCCAGUCCAGGCAGCAGUGCCCACGACGUUCCUGGAUGUAGCCCUCACAUCAAAGCUCAGCAGGUCUGGGAACAGCACAGGAGAUGAACUCUUAGGUUCCUGCUAUGCAGAAACAGGGCCAGGGGUAGGCAGUAUUGAGCUGACAGACACAGGGUUGUCUGCUGAAGUCUGAUGAGACAGCAGCCUGGCCAAGAUGUUACUGUACUGACUGGUACAAGGAUAAUCAAGGCUGCCUAGC